Messenger RNA from Tarenaya hassleriana, 1898 nucleotides. Its product is annotated as probable magnesium transporter NIPA2. Gene Ontology annotation, cellular component: membrane. The transcript has 8 exons. Gene Ontology annotation, molecular function: magnesium ion transmembrane transporter activity. The coding region runs from base 649 to 1647 and encodes 332 amino acids. Gene Ontology annotation, biological process: magnesium ion transport. Lineage: Eukaryota; Viridiplantae; Streptophyta; Magnoliopsida; Brassicales; Cleomaceae. The record is from RefSeq and is a predicted model, not a curated record.
UGGAUUGCGCGUUCGUGCUCGAAAUGGCAAAUUUUAAUCUGAAAUCUUCAGUUUUUUCAACAAUUAGAGAAUUACGAAACCAUUAAUUUAGUCUCUUCCUCGCGUCCUUGACUUCUUUAUUAAGUAUUCUCGUUCACGUGACGUGAGGUGUUUUAUUUAUUGAGGAGUAACUGGGGAACAUGGGAAAAGGUAACGUAUAAAAGAUGGUUUGAGAUUUCAAUACCUUUUCUGGGCAAAAUCGGAGGAACCCAUCUCAUCAAAACAACAGGAAGGUCUAUUUAGAGUUCCAUGUUCAUAAAUUCUUCCUUUGAUGUAUCGAUUUGAUCACGUAUAAAGUUGGGGUUUUUAUGUUCUUUUGCCUUCAAAGUUGUCAUUUUGAUGAACAUGGCACAAUCAGUUUGUUUCGGGGUUCUCUGCUUUAUUGCAUUUGUUUGAUCUUGUGGUCAGUUAAUUAUUGGAUUCGUUUUGGGCCGAUCUUGUGAUUUCGAUACUUUUGGUUUCAGUUUUAAAUAUAUGUCCGAGAAUAGAUUUGAUAGUAAUCAUAUAAUUGAUUUGGAUGCAGGGAGAGAUUGAAUUUCCAGGGUUUCAUCUUCUUGCUUGAUUCAUCUUUGUUAUAUAUAAUACAAAUAUAUAUAUAUAUAACUAAAGAUGGAACAGAUUUCAUCCGAUAAUAUACAUGGAGUCAUUUUAGCUGUGUCUUCGAGCAUCUUCAUCGGUUCUAGCUUCAUCGUCAAGAAAAAGGGUCUCAAGAAAGCUGGUGUAAGCGGAGUUCGAGCAGGUGAAGGAGGGUAUGGAUAUUUGUAUCAGCCUUGGUGGUGGGCUGGGAUGAUAACAAUGAUUUUCGGGGAAAUCGCCAAUUUUGCAGCCUAUGCAUUUGCACCGGCUAUUCUAGUAACACCUUUGGGAGCUCUAAGUAUUAUUUUCAGCGCAGUGCUAGCACAUUUCAUUUUGCAGGAGAAAUUACAUAUUUUUGGAGUACUAGGCUGUGUCUUAUGCGUUGUCGGGUCUACAACUGUUGUUUUGCAUGCUCCCCACGAGCAAAAUAUCGAUUCAGUUAAGGAAAUAUGGCAUCUUGCCACUGAACCAGGAUUCCUUGUGUAUUCUGCUGUGGUUUUGUUCGUGGUGCUCAUACUAAUCUUCUACUACGAGCCACGUUAUGGGAGGACACAUUUGAUUGUAUAUGUUGGGAUCUGCUCUUUGAUGGGUUCACUCACUGUUAUGAGUGUGAAAGCUGUGGCAAUUGCCAUUAAGCUGACAUUUUCCGGGAUGAAUCAGUUCAAAUACUUCCACGCAUGGAUUUUUAUUAUCGUGGUAGCCAUAUGUUGCAUUUUGCAAAUCAACUACUUGAACAAGGCACUGGAUACUUUUAACACAGCAGUGAUUUCUCCUGUUUAUUACGUAAUGUUUACAACCUUCACCAUCUUAGCUAGCAUGAUCAUGUUCAAGGACUGGGCUUCUCAGAGCGGUUUACAGAUAGCGACAGAGCUUUGUGGCUUUGUGACCAUUCUAUCGGGAACGUUCCUUCUCCACAAAACCAAAGACAUGGGAAAUAGCGGCAGCGGUCGCGGGGUUUUCCACACGCCAAGAGAGACUCCUGUCUUCACCAACAACAGCGGUUCCAGUCACAGCUCCAACUCAGAUUGCUAGUUCCUUUUGUCUCGGAUUUCAUCAACGGCUCUGCUUCUUCUGUUUGAAAGAUCCAACGGUACAGAUUCUGUCAUGUACAGGUAACGUUGAGACACCAAAGAAGUCUUCAAAGGAUUGGUUUUAAGGGCUCUUUCUGGGUGAAGGGGUGUGUUGUAUUUGGAGAUUUUGGCCGAUUUUUUCAUUCCUUUUCUGGUUUUUGUUCCUGUAAACACAUCCUCUGUGAUUUUCAUCAAUGAAAGAUCCUUUUUUUA